Molecule: messenger RNA, 1892 nt
Organism: Austrofundulus limnaeus
Lineage: Eukaryota; Metazoa; Chordata; Actinopteri; Cyprinodontiformes; Rivulidae
Gene: nudt8
Product: nudix hydrolase 8
Molecular function (GO): coenzyme A diphosphatase activity
Source: RefSeq, a predicted model, not a curated record
GCAGGGAAAGAGUAGGCUCCGCCUCCUGUGGGUGUGCAUCAUUUCUAUAUCGGCGCACAAUUGUCCUGAAGACUUCCCUCGCAGCCUCCUCCUUCCCCGCCUGUCAUCACUUCCAACCUGUGAGACGCCGGUGACUCAAAAAGGAACGGACCAGGUGCAGCCAGCUCGAUAGCAUCAGAGUGGUCGACUAGCUACAUUUCUCUCAACGAUGUUUAGGAGCCCACAGUUCCUGAUUUGGGCCUGCCCCAGGAGACAGUUUCUGCUAUUAAGAGAAUAUCACCUUUCUGCCUUUUCUGAGCAUACUGGUUUUGGGUGGCUGCUAGCAAGAAGCUUGAAAGAGAGGAAAUAUGAAGCGAAAUGUGAGAGAAGCACAAGUAAGGAUGGACUACCAUUAUGUGAAAGGACUGCGUGCUUUUCAACCCAGCUGUAUAGAUCAGUCCGUCCAACGUGUCAGUCGAGGGGUCAUUUAGCUGAAAACCUUUCCAAAGUCAUGUUAAGCUACCAUCAGCACUACACUCAAGUCUCUGCUAAAACCAAACAAGUGUCUUAUCUCUUCAGCACUUUCUGGAGCUGUUUAUUUAACCGGACUGUUCUUCAGCGCCAUAGAGGGCCUUGGGAUGUUAGCCAGACUUCACUCAGCUGCGUCAGUAAGAGUCAGUGUAACUUCCUUCAUCACGGACCUAAUUCCUAUAGACCCCCUGGUCUGUCAGUACAGAAUCCAUGGAUUUUAAACCCCCUUCAGUGUCAACAAUCACCCAGCCCCUCUCUUCGCCUGAUCCAAACCGUCCAUCAGGCCGUCCCCCGUGUGGCAGACGCCUUCAGAGACUGCCUGUCCCUCGAAAAUGAAACCCGAUGUCGGCAGAAGCUGGCGCCCAACUGGAACCUCUACGACAUGGACGAAGUGAUAAAAGGGGCGAAUCAGACCCAAGGCACAAACAGGGGGAGGUGGGCGGCCAUCUUGGUGUCUCUGUGCUGUGUUGAAGGGGAGCCUGCUUUUCUUUUUACUCUGCGCUCCAGCACACUGAGAGGCAAACACAAAGGAGAUGUCAGUCUGGGAUGAUGAUCGCUCCAGUGUUGGCAAACCUCGGUCCUUUUGAAGAGUUGUCCUUCAAACCAAACCCUGAAGAGGUCGAGGACAUCUUCACCUUGUCUUUGUCUCACCUGUGCAACCCACAGAACCGUGGGUACACAAACUUCCGCACCGGCGAUAAGUAUGGAUACACACUACCGGUGUUUCAUAACGGGAAAUAUCGAGUGUGGGGCCUGACUGCACUUGCUCUGGACCAAAGCCUAAAACUUAUCGUACCUCCGCAAUAAAUAUGUUACAGACUUGAAGGGUAUCAGUGCCUGAAGGAUUGAUGUGACUCAUUAUGUAGCAAAAUCAUGUUGGAAAUCGGUGAAGACAAAAUUAUUAUUUGUGUAGAUCAAAUUCACAAGUACGUUUGUCCCGUUUUUUUUCUUGUAAAUUGUUAUUUUCAGAGUAAAGAGUUGUCUUUAAGUCUGGGGGGUGUAACCUUCUCCACUGAAUAGAUUAGUUAUAAACAUAGCAGCCAGCUGUUUCGAUGUCACUGAAGAAAAGCACUGAAGUUCAUUCUUGAUUUGUAAAAGAAUUGACUGAUUCUUGCAUGAGCACUUUUGAGUUUUAAAUGACAAGUCUUUGUUUUUAUUUUGAGUUCUCAUCGAUUCGUCAACGACAUGGGUCCUAAGGGGGAAAAAAAUAGACGUGAUGUCAUCUUAAAAUUAUGAAAGCACAGCUACGAUAAACUUACCCAGAUGUCAUUUUUCAACAGGUUUUAUUUAGAUAAGAUCUUUGCUGUAAACUGGAAAAAAAUCAAAAACGCAUUAUAAAUGAGAAAAAAAGCAACAAUGCAAUAAAACGCAUUUUAAAGAUA